UCGACAUCACUGAUGUAGAUUCAUAGCAUGUGGAAAUGUGUAUUGGACUUUUGGAAUUUGGUACGCCUAUUUACGUUUUUGUUGGAGGCGCAGCUCGGUAAUUAACGUUACCUGAGUAAAUCCCAACGGCGCCUCGAAUCCGAUCUCUAUUCACGAUCAGGUGAACAAUACGUUGUAUAAAGGUUAUUAUAAAUCAUAUUACCAUGUUUGACGGUGACCUGAUGAAGUGGGGGAGUGUGAAGACCACUCAUCGUGAGCGGAGGAGUUUAGGACGGCGGUGAGGAGAAAGGGAAUACCGCGGGAGACAGAAGUGUCUCCUGCCCAUCUCCAGAGCCCUGGGAAGAGGCUUGUCCAGGGGCCAAGAGGAGCUCUACUCAAAGGGAAGGGAUCAGGACCCCAAGGGAGGGGGCUAGCAGUCCACAGCCCAGGAAAGUGUCCUGGGACCAGGCCUCGCCAUAGCCCGGUGAAGGGGGUACCACCAGGGACCCAGAGCCCAAGAAAGGGACUAGGAAUCCACAGCCCAGGGAAGAGCUCCAUACAGAGUGGACUAGGAUCUCAGUCCCCAGGGAAGGGAGCGGGAUCCAGGCUGAACCAGCUGAGAAGCCCUGGAGCCAGGAUAAAGAGACAUAGACUGAUGGCAGGAUCACCCUUCAGCCUGCCUGACCUCAUUCACCUUGAGGAAAACCAGUCUGUGCUCAGAUCCGCUAACAGCAGCCCAACACAUACCACCACUUCUAUAAGCCUGGACCAGCCUACAGACCCAGACAGUAGGUCUACCGACAGCUCACACACUGGACUGAAUGCUCACAGUCCAGACAGGGCAGAAGUAGUGGCUUGUAGGGAGGGCAGAGCGAGGGAAAUCUCUCCCAUAAAUAUGUACGGUUUGGACCUGAUGUGGGACGCUGUACUGAUCAACGGCCAUGUAGGAGACGGAUGGAAGGUGGAUACAGGGCUCAAAGUGGAACUGUCCCCCUCUCACAGAGCUGCGACUGGGACGGAGGAGGCCAUGCUUCAGGAGAGCUCUACAGAAGAGAAGAAGAUGAAGAGAGGGAGUGUGGAGGUGAGGUUGCAGGACUCCACUGAACAGAAGCUGUAUAAGAUUGCCAACGAGCUUCUACUCACAGAGAGGGCCUAUGUUGCCCGCCUUCACCUGCUAGACCAGGUGUUCUGUGCCCGGCUGACUCAGGAGGCCGGUAAAGGCUUGUUCCCUGUAGAUGUGGUGAGGACCAUCUUCUCCAACAUCUCCUCCAUCCACACCUUCCACAGCCAGUUCCUACUGCCAGACCUGGAGACACACAUGGGCCAAUGGUCUGUGAGCCCUCGUCUGGGUGAUGUCAUGCAGCAGCAUGCUCCCUUCCUCAGGAUGUAUGCUGAGUACGUGAUGAGCUUCGACCACGCCAUGGAGCUGCUUAGAGUCUGGACGGAGAGGUCCGCACCAUUCAAGAAUGUCAUACAGGAUAUACAGAGUCGGGAGGUGUGUGGUAGUUUGACCCUGCAGCACCACAUGUUGGAGCCGGUCCAGAGACUUCCUCGUUAUGAGAUGCUGCUGAGAGACUACCUCAAGAGACUGCCUGAUGACGACUCGGACCACAGCCAUGCAGAGAAGUCUCUGCAGGUCAUCUCCAUGGCAGCAACACACUCCAACAGCGCCAUCCGCCAAUCAGAUAACCUGAAGAAGCUGCUGGAGAUCUACGAGAUGUUGGGGGAGGAGGAUGUGAUGAACCCCUCCAAUGAGUUCAUCAGGGAGGGACGCAUCCUGAUGCUGGCUGCCAGGAACUCCGCCAUGGAGAGACACCUCUUCCUGUUCAACAACAUACUACUGUGCUGCACUCCUCGGUUCAGCCUGGGGGGGCAGCGGUUCACUGUGCGGACACGGAUUGACGUGGAGGGCAUGACGGUGCAGCGCACCACCAACGAACACCACCCCCACACCUUCCAGGUGUCUGGCAAGGAGAUGACCCUGGAGAGGACCCUGGACCUACAGGCCAGCUCUGAACAAGACAAAGAGGACUGGUUAAAGGCUUUCCAGGACACUAUUGAUGUUUUCCGACAGAAGAAUGAGACUUUUAAGUCAACUUCUAAAGAAGUAGAGGUAUCUAUGGAGGAGCUGGGUCGUCGUGCCCCUCGAUGGAUCAGGGACAAUGAGGUGACCAUGUGUAUGAAGUGUAGCGAACCAUUCAACGCCCUCACCCGAUGGAGACACCACUGCAGAGCCUGUGGCUGUGUGGUGUGUUGGAGGUGUUCAGACAACAAAGUAACUCUGGAGUACGAUGGCAACAGGGUGAACAAGGUGUGUCUAGACUGCCACUCCGCCCUGAUCCUCCGGGCCAACAGAGAGGAGAGGGGAGAGGGCAUGGAGGGGGGGCAUUCUAGAGGUUCCACACCUCACCUCCACAUUUCCAUCCCUGCCCUUUCCCCAGGAUGUGAAGGUCUUGUCUAGGGUCCCCUUCUAAGGGACAGGUGAUGAAAAUGGGAUGGUGGUUAAGGACAUUGCCAUGGUUGGCAAGGGGACGGUCCUCAAUGGCAACGAAAGUGUCACUGAUAAUGGUUACGGGAGUGUCGCCAAUAGAAACGGGAUGGCUGUCAAUGACAGCGAGCCCUCUCGAUCAAACAGCCUCCGUGUUCAAACACAAGCGAUCCCCCAGUUUCUGCACUUGUGUUCAGUGUUAAGGCCUUAAUGAGAUGCAGCGAGCUCCAAAAGUAUUGGGAUAGUGACAUAUUUGAAAUGAUACAAUGACUGAGGUUAAAGUGCAGACUAUCUGCUUUAAUUUAAGGGUAUUUUCAUCCAUAUCGGGUGACCUGUUUAUAAAUUACAGCACGUGUUGUACAUAGUCCCCCCAUGUUAGGGGACCCAUGUAUUGGGACACAUUCACUUAUAUGGAUAUUAAAGUAGUGCACAGUAUUUGCUCCCAUAUUCCUAGCAUGCAAUGGUUACAUCAAGCUUGUGACUCUACAACCUUGUUGGAUGCAUUUGCUGUUUGUUUUUCGUUGUGUUUCAGAUUAUUUUGUUCCAAAUAGAAAUGUAUGGUCAAUUAAUAUAUUAUGUAAUUUUGGAGUCACUUGUAUUGUAAAUAAUAAUAUAAUAUGUUUCUAAACACUUCUACAUUCAUGUGGAUGCUACCAUGAUUCUGGAACUUUCUACUACUUUAAUACACAUAAGUGAAUUUUUUCCCAAUACUUUUGGUCCCCUAUAAUGGGGAGGACUUAUGUACAAAAGGUACUACAAUUUCUAAAUGUUGGAUGAAAAUACCCUCAAAUUAAAGCUGUCAGUCUGCCCUUUAACCCCAUAGUCAUUGUAUCAUUUGAAAUCCAAAGUGCUGGAAUACAGAGCCAAAAUAAACAAAAAUGUCACUGUCCUAAUACUUUUGGCGCUCUCUGUAUACCGUAAUGGGCUGGCAAUGAGAUGCAUUUUGUGUAAAAACUCGAGAAGCAAUGUGUUCUGCCUAUCCCUAUCUGAAUAAGAAAAUCAAGUAACCUUAUAAUUUGUAUUUGAAAUUAUUUACCUUUUUGAAUAAAUAAAGUUGAACUUGUUUAAAAGUGAAGCAAGG
Oncorhynchus gorbuscha (pink salmon) is the source of this 3548-nucleotide messenger RNA. Its product is annotated as FYVE, RhoGEF and PH domain-containing protein 4-like. The record is from RefSeq and is a predicted model, not a curated record. The transcript has 12 exons. Gene Ontology annotation, biological process: cytoskeleton organization; filopodium assembly. Lineage: Eukaryota; Metazoa; Chordata; Actinopteri; Salmoniformes; Salmonidae. Gene Ontology annotation, cellular component: cytoplasm. The coding region runs from base 635 to 2440 and encodes 601 amino acids. Gene Ontology annotation, molecular function: guanyl-nucleotide exchange factor activity; metal ion binding.